Acanthosepion pharaonis is the source of this 1110-nucleotide messenger RNA. NCBI's taxonomy places the organism in Eukaryota, Metazoa, Mollusca, Cephalopoda, Sepiida, Sepiidae. The record is from the annotation of a GenBank genome assembly.
AUGGACCUUGUCUACAAUGCCUACGGUAAUCUGGGCACAGAAUCUAUUUUACCUCAUGUCUCUAUUCAUUGCUCCUACCUCUGUCUUUAUCUCGCGACGUGUCGACAUCAGCCAAUUAUCCUUCGAGAUUAUUUCACCGAUAUUCUGUGUCAACCGGUCCCUAUUUACAUCUAUUCCAGUCAAAUUAUCAGCAUCUAUCUACCAACAGUGAACUAUUUUCCCUCAGUAACAUCGAAGUCUUCAUUUAUCUAUAAAUCUCAUUCGAUCCGUAUAACUCACUCUGUUUAUUUCUCGUACUUUAGUCUCUCUCUCUAUACCCUCUGGUCCGUUAAUAUCCGACCACCGUCUUUAGAACUCUUUUAUAUAUUCUCUAUAUACGUUUCAACUUUUCUUUCUUUCCUUCUCUCCAAACGUCUUCAAUCCCCACCACCUUUUUGUUUCUCAAUCACUUUCUUCUUCUUUCCUGCAUCGACGGGGACACCGACCAUUUUCACUGGUGAGAAAUACACCCAUCUUUAUGACACCGUUUUUCCUGUAUUAUCUUCUUUCUUUCUUUUGCUUUCUCUAUCACUUCAUUCCCAAAUUCUUUUUCCUUCUUUUUUAUCCUGCACUCUCUCUCUCUCUCUCCGUUUUCAAUUUUCUUUUUCUUUUCUUCUUUUAUCUUUUGCUUUCUCUCUCUCUCUCUCUUUGACUCUCUCUCCCUCUUUCUUUCUCUCUCUUCUCUUUGAUUCUCUCUUUUUCUUUCUCCCCCUCCCUCCCUAUUUCUCUGAUUCUCUCUUUCUCUUUGUUUUCGGUAUUUCUUCUUUUACACUUUUUCCUUCUACGUUUUCUUCAUUUUUCAUUGGUUUCUCUGACUUUUCUUCCAUUGCUUUUCUCUUUACUCUCCUUUUCUCUUCUACCUAUCAUUUGUCUUUUUUUCUCUCCCCUCUGCCUUUUUUCGUUCUUUUUUUUUCUCUUCAUUCGCCGUUCCUUUCGUUCCCCUUUUCCUCCUUAUUUCUUCCCCCACAAUUUUCUUUUUUAGACUGUAUUCUUUUAUUCUUUGAUUUCUCUCUCUCUCUCCUUGACUCUCUCUCUCUGAUUCUUACUCUUUCUUUGUCUCCCUUGCUAUGA